Molecule: messenger RNA, 6442 nt
Organism: Gopherus evgoodei (Goodes thornscrub tortoise)
Lineage: Eukaryota; Metazoa; Chordata; Testudines; Testudinidae
Product: RNA-binding protein 4B-like
Exons: 4
Coding region: 1019-2425 (468 amino acids)
Biological process (GO): mRNA splicing, via spliceosome; regulation of transcription by RNA polymerase II
Cellular component (GO): nucleus; cytosol; nuclear speck
Molecular function (GO): DNA-binding transcription activator activity, RNA polymerase II-specific; RNA polymerase II cis-regulatory region sequence-specific DNA binding; zinc ion binding
Source: RefSeq, a predicted model, not a curated record
AGUUUAGACAUGGCCUGAGCCUGUAGAGAUCCCAAGACAAUGACCUGAGAGAGAGAAUUGCUUUGGGUCUAAUCAAUCCAAUGAUACUGUCUGCAUCUGCAGAAAACCUGAGCCGAUUGCUUGGAGCAGUGUAACUGAUGCAGUGACUCUGGUUGAGACUACAGGGAGACUGAGCUAAUUGCUCCGAGCAAGGGGAACUGCUCUGUGCAUCUCAGGGUGGGUGUUAAUUACCAACCCCCAGAAGAGGUGUCUGUGGGGCAGAUGCAGCUGGGGUCAGCUCCUCCAUUCCUGCAGACACCCUGGCUGCUGGGCCAAGUGUUGAGGGAUCUCUGCCACCAACAAGCCAAGUGGGGAUGGGGCCAUGAUGCAGUGACAAGGCUUUAGGCACAGCCAUAGGGUGCUGACCCUGAGGGGUCCCCAAAGCCUCUCGAUAGAAACCACCUCUCCCAGAGCUGCCCCCAAUAGAAAGUACUGCCCCCAAAACACCGAAACCACCUUCUCUGGAGCUGUGCCCCAAGCCCCUCCCACCAUAGACACCACCCUAGGUGCCUCCCCCACCACUAGAAACUGCCAUCCCUGCAGCAGGCACUCCCUCCAAUAGAAAUCACCUCUCCCCCACCCCAUAGCAACUGCUUCCUGGAAAGGACUCGACCCAUAGCAACCACCUUUCCUUUAGCCAACAACCAUCACUUCUGUAGUCCCCGCCGCAUAGGAACUACCUUCCCCAGGGUGCUUUGCGACUUGCGAGAGCCUGGAUAUUUCCCACGGUGCCUUGCAGGGGAAACCACACAAAGGGGCCAGGCUGCGAUCUCCCUUCUUAGCCCUCUGCUGUUGCUGCAGGACCCCCCCAGCCACUGCCUGCAUCCUCCUCUCGUGCCCUGUGGAGAGCCAGGGUCAUUGUCACAGAGAUGGCGUGCGCAGCUGGGUGAGGGAUCCUGCUGUGAAUCAAGAGUUGGGCUAAACCACCCCCAUGAGCACAGGUCUUCUCAUACAGCAGGGCUAACGGCCCCUGACCCAGAUGGAACCAGGGGAGGAGACCAGUGUCCCAGAUCCCCAGGGCUCAGAGGAAAUGGAGGUUGGAGCAGAUGACAGUGCUGCCUGUCUCCCGGAGGAGGAGGAUUCCAACCAGGAAGGCCCUGAGAUGGUGCCAUCCCACAAGAUAUGGCCAGGGGUCUCCAAGGGUGACGUCUCGCCCGGCUCCCCAUGGGACAUGGCUGACCAGAGCCCGGACAUUGGGGCACAGGCACCAGAUGACUCUGUUGACCUGGAGCAGGGGCUGGAGGAGUUUGGCGACAUCAUUGUGCACCGAGUGACACAGAUGGGCGUGAAGCCAUGCCGCUACAUCGAGGGGGGGCGCAGCUACGAGCUGAGCCCCGGGCUGGCCCGCCGGCUGCUGCGGCUCGACGAGAAGCCGUACGAGUGCAACGAGUGUGGCAAGAGCUUCAACCAGAGCUCCAACUUGCACCGGCACCAGCGCACGCACACUGGCGAGCGCCCCUACUGCUGCCCGGCCUGCGGCAAGGCCUUCAGCCGCCGCUCCAAUCUGGCACAGCACCAGCGCAUCCACACUGGCGAACGCCCCUUCCACUGCGGCGACUGUGGCAAGAGCUUCAGCGAGAGCUCCUACCUGAUCCGGCACCAGCGCACCCACACCGGCGAGCGCCCCUACAAGUGCCCAGCCUGCGGCAAGGCCUUCUCCCGCAGCUCCCACCUGGCACGACACCAGCGCACCCACACUGGCGAGCGCCCCUACCUCUGCACCGACUGUGGCAAACGCUUCGGGCUCAGCUCCGACCUGGCCACGCACCGCCGCACCCACACAGGCGAGAAGCCUUUCCGCUGCACCGACUGUGGCAAGGCCUUCUCCCGCAGCUCCCACCUGGUGCAGCACCAGCGCACCCACACCGGGGAGCGCCCCUACCGCUGCGUCCAGUGCGGCAAGAGCUUCUGCCAUGGCUCCAACCUGCUGCAGCACCAACGCACGCACCGGGGCGAGCGCCCCUACCGGUGCCAGCAGUGCGGCAAGGCCUUCAGCCUCAGCUCCAACCUGAUCCGCCACCAGCGCAUCCAUACAGGCGAGCGCCCCUACCGCUGCACUGACUGCGGGCGCAGCUUCGUGCUGAGCUCUGACCUCCUGCAGCACCACCGCGUGCACACGGGCGAGCGUCCCUACCAGUGCCCUGACUGUGGCAAGGCCUUCUCCCGUGCCGCCCACCUGGCCCAGCACCGCCGCACCCACACAGGCGAGCGCCCCUACCACUGCCAGCACUGCGGCAAGAGCUUCAGCCAUGGCUCCAACUUCAUCAAGCACCAGAGCACCCACCUGCAUGGCUGGCAGCCCUGCUGGCCCCUUAAGGAAGGCGAGGAGGGCCCCCAGGAUGAUGGGGCCGGCAAGGAGGUGGAGGAGGGGCAGGCACAGCCUUAAAGUGUGGCGGUGCUUGGAGCACAAGACCUGCUACACAGGAGAAUCCAUCAUUGCCAGCCUCUAGCCAGAUCACUUGGAUGGAGUGAGAACCUAUUAAACAUCACAGAACCCUGCCCUGUACAGAACUGGGAACCCACCUCUGGCCUCAUAGCCAGGCAUCCAGGAUGGAGUUGGGAAUCCAGCCUUGUAGCCAGGUGUCCCGGACAGAGCCAGGAACCCACCCCUGGCCUUGAAGCCAGGUGUCCAGGACGGAGUUAUGAACUCAGCCUUGUAGCCGGGUGUCCUGGACAGAGAUGGGAACCUGUUUAAUGUUGCAGACCCUACUGUUGCUUUACAGGCCACCUCACUUAGCACCCACAAUGCAUCACACAUCAGACUAUGCUGCAACAGGGUUCGUAGCCACCUGGCCCAACUCUCCCAGCCUAUCAAGCAUCCAGCAACUCAACACUGGCUCCCGCACAGCCAUUUGGGCUUAUUUAAAUUGCCCUGGUUUGAUGUAAAUUGGUUUAGAAGCCAGUUUUUAGGCCCAGUGUAAACACGGUGCCAGUGACCUGCAGGUGAGACCAGCCAAACCCUGGUGUGAUCCCAGCCAUCUGCAAAUCCAGCUCCCAUCUGUGCCAAGGCGCUGAGUCCAGGAUGAGGGUCUCUGCUUUGCCUGGAGGAUACUUCAGAGAGUGGAGGACUCAAAUCUCACAAAGGCCAAGUGAAAUUCAGCAGGCAAGAGCCACCCUGGGUCAAUUCAGACUAGCAAUGAAGGGCAAAUGUUUGUCAGGAUGGGGAGAUUCCCCAGCAGGGCAGCGCCUUCUGGAACGGUGGGAGGAAUGCCCCAUCCCUUGGGGGCACUACAUCCAGGCCAAAUGUCUCUAAAGGUUGUGCUCUGGCUCCAGCACCGAUCUAGGCUAGGCGCAGGAAUGGCUGCAGGUGAACCUCCAGCCUAUGUGAUACAGGGAGGCAGGCUGGGGGAUGGGUAUGGUCCCUUCUCUCCUGUUAUCUGCAGUGGCAUUCCCACAUGUGCCCAGCUGUACAGAGGGAGGCUCUUGUGAAUCAGGGUCUUAGAAGUUGGAUCUGGGCCCUUGUGUUUGCAGCAUCCCACAUAGAAUCAUAGGACUGGAAGAGACCUCGAAAGGUCAUCUAGUUCACUCCCCUGCACUCAUCUUCUUUCCGGUCACAUUUCCUCCCCUUCUCCCAGGGUUGAGCUUGGUUCAUGCUCAGACGAGACACUCGCAAGUAAAGCCCAAAGAAUUCCCAAGGAUGGGGACGGUGCUCCCAGAAAAUCCAGCCAGCCAGAUGCCUCCAGAUGAGGUGCUACUAACAUUGCCUUCCCCCGUGUGGCUACUCCAGAGAAGGCUGCUAGCUUAGAAACACACUGAUGGCUGGGCUGGAUGCAGGAAUCGGGUGAGGUUCUGUGCUAUGCGGCAGGUCGGACAGGUGAUCACCGUAGUGUCUUCUGGCCUUAGGCUGUACACCCUUGUUCUAUUCUGUCCUUUAACCCAAUCUGUGCUGCUUCCACCCCUGGUUCCUGGGUCUUGCCCAGUUCUCUGGUAUCUUGCCAGCACUCUAGCUUCCUCUGGUGAUGGAAGAAACCCCUCAUUUCUGCAUUGUAACACUUCUAGGGAGUGAUCCUUAGCUCAUCAAGGGCUCCGUUAUCGCUGAACGAUCUCUCCAGAACCACUCUCCUUCUCAGUCUAAUCCUCAAGAUGCAUGUUGCAAAGGUACAGAUGACAGUCAUUGGCUGUGCUCUUCCAGUCUGGCUUGGGGGAUGAUCAAAUCUACCCCCUGUUUGGAGGAGCUCUGCGCAGAGGCCAUUGCUGUUUCCUAAAGGCAUCUUGCAAGGUGGGCUUGGGGUUGAACUUUAGCAGGAUGAGCAGCUUCUGGCCUGUCCCGCAGUGGGAACACUGGGAAGUGUAGCAGACAGCUAACCCAAAAUCUCGUGUUGCAGCACUGCCAUGGUCUGGGGUGCCAAUAAAACACGUCAGAACAUUUCAGUACAACAGCUUUCCUUAGCUCUGAGCCAUCCCAUGGAGCAGGCAGACCCAGCACAAACUCCCCCUGCCCUCCUAGAAUCUCAGUCUGUUGGUUGAACGGUUGGAAAUCUCAAGCCAUAUGUGUCAACCUCCAGCCUGGCUCUUGAGCAGGGCCAUCUCCUCUUUUGUGUAGAUGUUUCAAAGCUGCCAAAGGGAUUUGGAUGCCCAUGAGAGAGUGGUGUUACCUCUCUGUAUGGCAUAGGUGAGACUGCCAAUGGGACAGCAUAUCCAGGCCAGGGAUUAGAAAAAUUGAAAAGGGCUCAGGACAGAGCCAUGAGGAUGUUUGAAGGGUGGGGAAACGUGCCUUGAGAAGCUCAGCCAGUUUAACUUAGUGAUGCCAAGGCUAACGGGUGAUUUGAUCCCAGUCUGUCAGUCCGUUCAGUGGGAGAUUGCUGACUGUCAAGGGUGUGAGAAUCUCCCAGACACAUGCCCACCAGGGCUGGGAGCUGAUGCCACACAAAUUAACACUGGCAGUAAGGGGCAAGUAUUUCCCAGGAAGGGGCUUCCCCCAGUAAAUGAAUUGACCUGCAGAGGGGGAGAGAAGAUUCUCCAUUGCUUGGAGUAUUUAGUCUAGAUGGGUUGUCUCUUGAGAAGCAGCACUCUGGCUCAGCCCAAGGGAUGACCUGAAUGGAAGGACCUCUGCAGGAGAUACUAGGUAGGUGCUAUGCAGGUGGAACUAGACUAUCAUAAAAUGGCCUUACAAUGGGAAUGUGGUGCUUAAAUGCCAGUGGUGGCUUUGAAAAUCCUAGGCCCAGCUUGUGUGUUUGGAAGCAAGGGGCAGGCAAGGUGGGUGAAUUUUCUAGUCCUGCUUCAGUACACUGCCAACCUUGCUGGUUUUCUUCAUUACAUUUGUUACCAAGCAGCAUUGUGAAGGCAUGACAGUGACUCCACAGCAAUGGCUGGAGGUUCUCCCUAUGAACUACCUAAACUGCUGUGGGAGCAGUCAAGGAGGAUAAAGACAUUGCUGACAUGCUAUCUUCCUUUCCCCCAGCCUUCUGCACAGAGGAUGCUGAGAGAUACCUGCUCUUCGGUGGUAACAAAGAUAUGGUGCUACCAGGGACUGAGGUGUCAGAAGAUGCAGUGCUGGAACCAGUUUGAUAGCAAGACAGCCAAGAGUUAACAAGAAAGAAGUAGAUGAGAUAUUUUUGGGAGCAUCUCCUUAUUAACAGCUGCUCUAUGAGAUGGUAACAAAUUUUGUGUCUAUUUAAAAAAGCUCCAGGGAAUCUUACUUCAUACCUCACUAAACUGUUUGGAAGAAACACUAUCAACAAAGCCCUCAACAUUGGUGGUCAGAAGAGCUCUAACUGACCCGGAAGGUCAGACUGGGCUCGUGUAUUAGACUUCUUGGAGCAUGUCUCCAAGCUAAAUCAGCUCCUAGCAUUCAUUUGAACUCACAAAGGCCCUAGCAGCGUCCCUCCCAAGAGUGAGGAAGGUAGAAAGAAGCGGGGAGGGGAGAGAGAGAGAAAAACUUUUGCCAUCUACCAGAAACUUGCUAGGACGCAGGAAACAAUCGGUAGCAUUAAAUACACGGUCUGCUUUCAUCGUGGUGAAAGAUUCAGAGCAGAGCCUGCCAGGUUUCACACCAGGCCAGUGUUUGACAUAGUUAAUGAUCAGGAAGUAGGGGGUUAGCAGUGAAAUGGCUAAAUGUGGAGGUGCAAUAUGGUGGUCUGUAGACGAUGCCAAGUAGUGGCCCACCUGGUCCUUUAUCAGUUAGGAUGCUGAUCUGUGGGCAUUCAUGGCCUCUUGCUUCCAUGUUGUCAGUGACUCAGGAGCAGAUCAUAUUUUUGAGAGUGCUGCUCCCCUGACAUCCACCUGACCCUUCCUAAAUAGGUUAAGUCCAGUGAUAUUUAACAUUCCGAUCACGCAAAUCAUCUCAGCAGGUUUCAGAAAUACCCACUGGGGCAAAUUAUUACUCAUUGCCCAAGUUUCUCUUGUUUAUUACCCAGGCUCCUAGCAUCGUUGUAGAGGCGAUUAAAGAAUUGUUUUUCUUCCG